Molecule: messenger RNA, 754 nt
Organism: Trichomycterus rosablanca
Lineage: Eukaryota; Metazoa; Chordata; Actinopteri; Siluriformes; Trichomycteridae
Gene: ppil3
Product: peptidylprolyl isomerase (cyclophilin)-like 3
Exons: 6
Coding region: 98-586 (162 amino acids)
Biological process (GO): protein peptidyl-prolyl isomerization; protein folding
Cellular component (GO): catalytic step 2 spliceosome
Molecular function (GO): peptidyl-prolyl cis-trans isomerase activity
Source: RefSeq, a predicted model, not a curated record
UCUCUACUGGAGUGUUUUACCCGGGCUGCUGUUAAUGAAACAUUUUUAUUUGUUCAUUCAACUUUCUGGAUUUAAUUAACUCGAUUUAAAUCACUGUAUGAUGUCGGUCACUUUGCACACAGACCUGGGAGAUGUUAAAAUUGAACUGUUUUGUGAACGCUCCCCCAAAAGUACUGAGAACUUUCUUGCCUUAUGUGCCAGCGGUUUCUACAAUGGGUGCAUAUUUCAUCGAAACAUAAAAGGGUUUAUGGUUCAGACUGGAGACCCCACAGGCACUGGGAAAGGAGGCACUAGUAUUUGGGGACGAAAGUUUGAGGAUGAAUUUAGUGAACAUCUAAAACACAAUGUCAGGGGGGUGGUAGCUAUGGCCAAUAAUGGACCAAACACUAAUGCAUCACAGUUCUACUUCACCUAUGCCAAACAGCCUCAUCUGGACAUGAAAUACACUGUUUUUGGAAAAAUAAUAGACGGCUUUGAAACCCUGGAUGAACUGGAGAAACUCCCCGUCAAUGAGAAGAAUUUUCGUCCCUUAAACGACAUCCACAUUAAGGAUGUGACGAUUCAUGCGAACCCGUUUGCAGGUUGAGGAUUUUUAUGAAUCGUUAUGAUGUGAGUUUUGAUAAAGUCUGAUAUUUGUACAGAUGUUUGCUUUUUUUUUUACAUUCUAAUAAAAUGUGUAUUUUACAUGCGCUGUAUUCGGUUCAUCUUAUGUUGGUAAACAUGAUUUGUAAUGUGUUUUGUAUAGAAGAGUAAA